AUGGCUGGGGGUGGUGACUUUGAUCAAGGUGCCAGGGACAGGCUUCGCCGAAUGUCUGUCGAGGCCCUGACGACGGCGCCGAGUAUCGCUGCCCUUACUUUGCCUUGGGAGACAGGACCGCUGGCAGCCAUUUUUGGGAAACCGGAAGUGCUGCCUAGGCCCGCGCUAGACAUCGAAGAUGUCAUUGACACUGCAUCUGUCCGGCCUUUGGGGCCUGAACCGUCGGAAACUGUCCCAGGUGAUAAGAAAGCUUUCACUGCUGCAUGGAACAAGGAUACAUUCAGACGAGAUCGCCUCCCUGAGCGAGAUCGGUUCAAUCUCGUGUACCAGGAGUGGCUUCAAGUGAUCCUUCCAUGGGCUGGCGAUGGAACAGUGCUCGGCCUCAUGGUGUCUGCUGCAGCCGACCAAACUGAGAAGCUUGCAGUUGUCACGCAAACCCUUGGCGGCAAGGCCUUGUCGACACUGCAAAAGCGGCUGAGGCAAGUGAAAGCACUCCUGGCAUGGGCCCUCCUUGCGAGUGUUACGCCAUUUCCUAUGACUGAGCAUGCAUGCCGAACGUAUUUGAAGAAGCUGGUGGAAGAGAAGGCACCUGCCUCUCGCAUCAAAGGCGUGCUAGAGAUGGUGGGGUUCCUCAGACAUGUUGUUGGCCUACCCGUUGCUGAGAAUGCAGGCGAUUCACCUUGGAUUCGCGGGGUGCUACGGAUGGCCGCGGCGAAUGCCAAGCCCACUGCCAAGGCUCGGCCGCUCACGGUCGGAGAGGUUGCAACACUCGAGGCUUUCGUCAAACGCAGAGUGGGAGCAUUGCAAGACCUCUACGCGGCAGGGUGCUUCUUGUUCUUAAUCUUUUCGAGAGCGAGGUUCGGCGAUUGCAAAAUCAUCAGUGAUGCAGUCUUUGACAUCGUCACGAAGAGUGGCGAGCUUGUCGGGUACAUCGAGGUCAUCUCUUGGUCGCACAAGAUGCGGCGCCAUUUUCCUUCAAUCCCUUUGGUUGCCCCGGUUCAGGGUGCCACCAUAGGAAGUUGGGUCGAGUCGUGGCGGUCCAUCGCCACUGAGGUGGGUCUCCCUCUUGAACGGUUUCAAGGAGGUGCCAAAGGACCAUUGUUGCCACUCCCGAGCCAAGGCGGGUGGCUCGAGUCGAGUUGCUCGACGACUGAAGCGAGGGCUUGGCUGGUUCAGAUUCUUCAGAAUGCUGGGCAUGUCGAGGCUCCGUCGCUAGGCGCUCACUCGUGUAAGGCAACUUGCUUAUCAUGGGCGGCCAAGUACGGCAUCUCCAAAGAUACGAGGACUCGCUUGGGCAAUCACAAUGAUCGUGGAUCUGCAGAGUGUUACGGGAGAGACACACUUGCCGCACCGUUGAGAGAUCUGGAGGCGUGCAUUUUGGCGAUUCGCACCGGAUCCUUCUUGCCAGACGUUUCUCGAAGUGGUUAUUUCCCUGAAAUGCCUGACAAGUCACCGUCUUGUGAGGGAGCAACCGAGCCGCAGGGUGGCAUUGGCUCCAGUGAUGUUGAAGCGAACAAGAGCUUUGACCCGGCUGAGCUCUCUUUCGGGGCACCGGCCGACCAAAGCGACUUAGACAAUGAUGCCAAUGCCUCUGAGGGCUUCGAGCCUGAUGCCAUUGAGCACCCGGCCCCGAGCCCGAGCUUCCAUGGAAGCAAUCCUGAUCAGGAUGUCGCACUCGACGAGUCGUCCUCCAGUUCGACGAGUUCUUCAUCGACGGACACGGAGGUGGAGUCGGAACCUGGCCCACACCUUGCCGCUCUUGAACGGCCAGUUUGGCGAGACGCUUGCCAGGUUUGGCAGCACAGGCAAAGCAGAACCGUGCAUCUGCUCCCGGAGGCCGAUGCAGAGUCAGGAUCCUUCGUGUGUGGGAGGGUCAAGUCGCAAGCCUACUUCCGAGCCACUGGGCAUCCGAUUGUCGAUUCUCUGAAGUGUGUGCAGUGCGAUGGUGGUAAAACCAUCAGAAGCACGGCACAGCUUGUGCAUGUUCUUGACAAGAGGCGGCGCACUGGUUAG
Molecule: messenger RNA, 2013 nt
Organism: Symbiodinium sp. CCMP2592
Lineage: Eukaryota; Dinophyceae; Suessiales; Symbiodiniaceae
Source: the annotation of a GenBank genome assembly